CCCACCCUCCCCUCCAGCCAGCUGCUCUGGGAGGCUCUGGAGAACCUGGUGAACCGAGCCGUGCUCCUGGCCAGUGACGGUGAGCAGUCCAGGAAUGCACCCUAGAAGAGAUGGUGGAGCGGCUCCUGUCCGUCAAGGGGCGGCCACGCCCAAGCUCCCUGAACAAGGCCCACAAGAGCGUCCAGGCCGACCUAGGCCAGAGUCAGAAGGGCAGCGUGCCCCAAAACAGUGGUGCCCUGAAGGCGGGUGUGGAGGGCCGCCAGCCUGAGGCCGACCUCACCAGCCUGCACACCGUCGACGUCCAGGGCUCGAGCAGCAUGGUCGCCCCACAGCCGCGGGCGCCCACCCCAGUCCCACCUGCACCCCCACUCCCCGGCUCCCCUGCAGGGCCUCCUCCCCCGCCCCUACCUCCCCCACUGCCAAGCCUGGGGGCCCUGGCCCCCCCACCCCCUCCCCCACUGCCAGGCCUGGGGGCCCCCCCACCCCCUCCACCACCCCCGCUGCCUGUCUUGGGUGGGGUCCUCCCUCCCCCACUCCCGGGCACGGGAUGCCCCCCUCCACCCCCACCCCUGCCGGAUCUGUCUGGCUCCUCUAGGGUGGGUGGUGAGGAGAUCAUUGUGGCCCACGUGAGCCACAGCCUGGACUCUGCCUGGGUCCCAAGCCACCGGCGAGUAAACCCUCCCACUCUGCGCAUGAAGAAGCUCAACUGGCAGAAGCUGCCGUCCAAGGUGGCACAAGAGCACAACUCCAUGUGGGCCUCGCUGAACAGCCUGAGUGCCGAGGUCGUGGAGCCCGACUUCCCCAGCAUCGAGCGGCUCUUCUGCUUCCCCCAGGCCAAGCCCAAGGAGCACGUGGCCGCCCCAGCCCGGAAGGAGCCCAAGGAGAUCACUUUUCUGGACUCCAAGAAGAGCCUGAACCUCAACAUCUUCCUGAAGCAGUUCAAAUGCUCCAACGAGGACGUCACCGCUAUGAUCCGGGCUGGGGACACCACCAAAUUCGACGUGGAGGUUCUCAAGCAGCUUCUCAAGCUCCUUCCUGAAAAGCACGAGGUCGAAAACCUGCGCUCCUUCACAGAGGAUCGGGCCAAGCUGGCCAACGCCGACCAGUUCUACCUCCUGCUGCUGGGCAUUCCCUGCUACCAGCUGCGGGUAGAGUGCUUGCUACUGUGUGAGGGCACGGCCGUCGUGUUGGACAUGGUGCAGCCCAAGGCCCGGCUGGUCCUCGCUGCCUGCAACAGCCUGCUCACCAGCCACCGGCUGCCCAUCUUCUGCCAGCUGAUCCUGAAAAUUGGAAACUUCCUUAACUACGGCAGCCACACGGGGGAUGCAGAUGGCUUCAAGAUCAGUACGCUGCUGAAGCUCACGGAAACCAAGUCCCAGCAGAGCCGCGUGACGCUGCUGCACCACGUGCUGGAGGAGGUGGAGAAAAGCCACCCAGACCUCCUGCAGCUGCCCCGGGACCUGGAGCAGCCCUCCCAGGCAGCGGGGAUCAACCUUGAGCUCAUCCGUUCCGAGUCCAGCACCAACCUGAAGAAGCUUCUGGAGAUAGAGCGGAAGGUGUCGUCCUCCAUCCCUGAGGUGCAGGAGCAGUACACGCAGCGCAUCCAGGCCAGCAUCGAGGCCUGCCAGGCGCUGGAUGAGGUGCUCCAGGCUGUCGAGCAGAAGAAGCUGGAGUUGGCUAGUUACCUGUGUGAGGAAGCUCAGCAGCUGUCCCUGGAGGACACGUUCAGCACCAUGAAGACCUUCCGGGACCUCUUCAUCCGCGCCCUGAAGGAGAACAAGGACCGGAAGGAGCAGGCCGCGAAGGCUGAGAGGAGGAAGCAGCAGCUGGCGGAGGAAGAGGCGCGGAGGCCGCGGGCGGAGGACGGGAAGCCUGGUGAGGCCGGGCCCGGGAGGUGGGCCUCCCAGAGCUGCUCGGGGGCAUUCUGGCCGAGACCCCAGCAGGCACCAGGCCCGGCCCCCUGCCCCCUCCUGGACAGCCUGCACGCCCCCAGCCCUCUUGUGGUCUGCUUUCUGAAUGCCGAUGCCCACGCCUGCACCCGCAUGCACCACAGCACCCCUACGGGCAGGUGUGUGCUCCCGAGGCUGGCGUCUGCAGAGGCUCAGACCAAUAAAGAAGAAAAGAGCUGGCCCCGGGAGCAGCGACGUGGCAUUCAGGAGCAGCGGGCAAACGUGCAGUGA
Molecule: messenger RNA, 2180 nt
Organism: Callorhinus ursinus (northern fur seal)
Lineage: Eukaryota; Metazoa; Chordata; Mammalia; Carnivora; Otariidae
Product: inverted formin 2
Source: RefSeq, a predicted model, not a curated record